Molecule: messenger RNA, 360 nt
Organism: Tripterygium wilfordii
Lineage: Eukaryota; Viridiplantae; Streptophyta; Magnoliopsida; Celastrales; Celastraceae
Product: L10-interacting MYB domain-containing protein-like
Exons: 2
Coding region: 1-360 (119 amino acids)
Source: RefSeq, a predicted model, not a curated record
AUGAGUAAUACCACCUCACCUCCUACACCAUCAACCCAAGCUGCAGACAAGGCCAAUUGGGACUCUUCCCAAACCAAAGUGUUUGUUGAUCUUUGUGUCGAACAAGUAAAUGAAAGACGUAGGCCUGGUUCACACUUCACCAAAGAAGGUUGGCAGAAGACAGUUACUAGCUUUUUCGAGAAAACAAGGAAGCGAUAUGAUCAACCACAAUUUAAGAACAAAUGGGACAAUCUGAAGAAGGAGUACAAAUUGUGGAAGAAACUGCGUAUUCAUGACACUGGGACUGGAUGGGACAGUGUCUGUAACACUAUUCUUGCUAACAAUGACUGGUGGGAGAGAAGAAUUCAAGUUGUUGUGUGA